AUGGUUCUGCGCCAAACUUGGCACACUAUCUACAUGACCAGCAUUGAAUACUGGUCUCUGGAUUCCCUCUUGGGCAAAGCCACGCAAGGCCUUUCGGUGCUGGACUCUCAUUUGGUGGAAAUCGAUGGCGACGCGCUCUACCUGUAUGGCUCAGGGGCGCUGGAAUCCCUGGACCGGAACUGGAGCAUCCAGACGGCUGGCAGCAUUGCCAGCAUCUCUUUCGUUUUCAUAGACUUUGACGAAAUCGUUCCAGUGCUGCCAAAACUGAAGAUCAAGUUUCCUAACUUUGUGCACUUGAAAUUCAAGGAGACGAACUUGGUCAUGUUGCAGCAAUUCAACGCCUUGGCCCAUGUUCGCCGCCUGGAGCAGCUGACGGUGGAUGCGGAGGGGAAUCCCAUCGUCACCUUCACCCUCUGGAAGUAUUACGUCCUCUUCAGGCUGAGCCAUUUCAACCUGCAAAAGAUAAAUAGCAUAGAGGUCACACAGAAUGACAUGGUGAUGGCCGAGCGACUCUUUGGCAUCCUGGCCUACAUCGCCUCCUCUGACGUGCCCUAUUCUUUUUUUGUACAGGAGACGAAGGACAGGAAGAACUUCUGCCAGUCGUACAUCCAAGAGAUGGUGAAGGAAGCCACGGACAUCAGCAUGAAAAACGAGUCCUUCCAGAAACUCUGGCCGCAGAUGUUCAUUGAACUCGUCAGGGACGCCGUGAUCGAGAUACGCAACAAGGAUGCCUACAUGAAGCUCUGCCUGCAACGCGUCGUGGGCCAGAAAUCGUAGAAGGCGCAGGUUUCCUCUACUUGGAUUACACACUGGGCUGUCUUUCCACAAAAAGCGUAAAAUGUCACCCUUGGGCACUGAAAACCUGUAAAGAUUGGCACAGAGAGACCUUUUCCUCACAGAUGGAGAUGAGAAGUCGUCCCCCUCCUUGUACGCAUCGACACAGUGUGCUGAUGUCUUGGCACCUUUACCGUCCUUCACCGAAUCCUAAAUUCUCUGCUGUUUUCAUGCUAGAACACCAGUCUUAAGGGAAGCACCUCUUUCAGAUGCUCACCCUUUCAGGGUUUUCCCCUCUUGCCUUGACACUCCGCUGCUGUGGAAUAUCACUGGGUUUUGGGGACUGGGGAUUUAAUAAAUUAUUCUGUUUAUAACUUCCAAAA
Molecule: messenger RNA, 1157 nt
Organism: Anolis sagrei ordinatus
Lineage: Eukaryota; Metazoa; Chordata; Lepidosauria; Squamata; Anolidae
Source: RefSeq, a predicted model, not a curated record